Aspergillus niger is the source of this 912-nucleotide messenger RNA. RefSeq lists its product as uncharacterized. The transcript has a single exon. Bases 1 to 912 code for a protein of 303 amino acids. The record is from RefSeq and is a predicted model, not a curated record. Lineage: Eukaryota; Fungi; Ascomycota; Eurotiomycetes; Eurotiales; Aspergillaceae.
AUGUCCAAACGCAUCAUCAUCACCGGUGGCUCCGGCAAAGCUGGCCAAUUCAUCAUUUCCCAUCUCCUUGCCCACAACUAUGAGAUUCUCAACCUGGACCUAAACCCGCUUCCCGCUCCCCUCAGCAACAGAGUCCACACCCUCAAAGUCGACCUCACCGACAACGGUCAAGUGCAUGGCGCCCUGCACUCUCAUUUCCAUCUCACCGAACCAUUUCGCGAACCCCUCCGCCAGGUCCCCGAUGCUGUGAUCCAUCUAGCCGGGUACGCAAGGAAUAUGAUCGUUCCCGAUAACGAAACCUUCCGAGGCAAUGUUCUCUCUACCUAUAAUGUGCUGGAAGCUGCGUGUCGAAUCGGGGUACCCAAGAUCAUUACUGCCAGUUCACUCUGUGCGUAUGGUGUUGCUUUUGCAGAAGGGGAUGUCGAUUACCCUUCUUUCCCGGUUGACGAGGAGGUAGAUACGAACCCGAUGGAUGUGUAUGGUCUAUCGAAAGUGGUUGGGGAACGCACAGCGCGGAGCUUUGCUCGGCGAUUUGGGACGGAUAUCUACGUCAUGCGGCUAGGAGCUAUUGUCGCGCCGGAGGAAAUGCGGAGUCGGUUUGAGGAGUAUGUGCAUUCAUCGGUGAAGUAUAAGGCGCAUGGAUGGGCAUAUACGGAUGCCAGAGAUGUUGGGUUGAUGUUUGAGAGGGGCCUUGUUACAGAUGGAUUGGGGUUCCAGGUCUUUAAUGCGGUGAAUGAUGAGAUUACGAACACUGCGAGCUCGACGGGGGAGUUCUUGCAGAGGACGUGUCCCAAUGUUCCGAUUACGAGGGAGAUGGGGGAGAAGGAGGCCCCGGUGACGAAUAGAAAGAUGAAGGAGAUGUUGGGUUUUGAGCAGAGGUACCGGUGGCAGGACGAGUAUUUCCAAAAGUGA